Molecule: messenger RNA, 723 nt
Organism: Megalopta genalis
Lineage: Eukaryota; Metazoa; Arthropoda; Insecta; Hymenoptera; Halictidae
Gene: Pban
Product: pheromone biosynthesis-activating neuropeptide
Biological process (GO): neuropeptide signaling pathway
Molecular function (GO): neuropeptide hormone activity
Source: RefSeq, a predicted model, not a curated record
GUCUCGAGGAUACUGUGAAGUCGAACGAGCAAUGAUCGGUAACGCUGCGUUCUCACCUUUCUACGUAGCCGGGAUUCGCGCCCUGGUUUGCUUCUUCCUGUGCGUCGCUUCCUGCACCUCCAGCGAGUACGUGGGAAGAGAAUCGCCGAGCAGCGCAGCAAACGAUAGGAUGUCGGGAAACGACCUCGGCCCUUGCAACGACGGGAAGUGCAUCAAACGUACCACGCAAGACAUCACCAGCGGCAUGUGGUUCGGGCCGCGAUUAGGCAGACGACGCAGAUCGGAGCGGAAAACGGAAGUCGACCCGGACCUCGAAACCCUGGCGACCAUACUCGAUGGUGGCCGCUGGGCCGUCAUCACGAUUCCAGGCGGAGAAAAGCGGCAGCCAACUCAAUUUACACCUCGGCUAGGACGAGACUCGGGCGAGGAGCUGUUGUACGGUUUCCCGAAAGAUCAGGACGAAUUCUACACCGAGGAGCAAUACGUUCCGCCGUUUUUCGCGCCUCGUUUAGGUCGCCGAUUGCCGUGGACACCGUCGCCAAGACUCGGCCGCCAAUUGCACAGCAUCUUCAACAAACCUAGACAAUACUCCGACGAUUCACGCUUCUGAGAUUUCGCUUGCUCGACAUGCUGAAACAAAGACGAUAGCCGAAGACAUAGUGUAAUUAUCAAAAUAAAGGACUUGUAUCUAUUUGUAUUAUAAAAGUUCCCUUCAUACUUGCA